CGGCCGCAGUUUGAGAGAGAGCAAGCAGCUGAAGCAAGAGGACUCCUCUCGUCGGUCGCCCAAUGGUUGGCGUUCGCAGGCCGAUGUGCAAGUCCAAGAGCUCCGCCGCCACCGCAACCGCCGACUCCGUCGUCCCGUCGACGUCCCGCUCCUCCAGCACCCACCACCGCCGCAACCACACCAACUCCUACAACUCCUCCGCGUCCUCCCUCUCCACCACCUCCUCCUCCGCCGCCUCCUCCCUGCAGGCCCUCAAGCAGGGCUCCCUCCCGAACCUCCCGCUCCUCCUCACCUUCGCCGAGCUCGCCGCCGCCACCUCCAACUUCUCCCCCACCCACCGCCUCGCCCCGUCCUCCUCCAACUCCUUCCGCUGCGCGCUCCGGGGCCACCCGGCCGCCGUCUUCCGCCGCGCGCUGCGGCGCGACCCGGCCGAGGUCUCCGCCCGCCUCGCCGUGCUCGGCCACUGCCACCACGCCGCCAUCGCGCGCCUCUACGGCGCCGCCGCCUCCCCCGACGGCUCCCUCUUCCUCGCCUACGAGCUCGUCCCGGACGCCGCCCCGCUCUCCGCCCUCCUCCGCGGCGCCGCGCACAACCGCGCCUUCACGCCGCUGGCCACCUGGGCCGCCCGCCUCCGCGUCGCCGCCGACGCCUGCGACGCGCUCAGCUACGUCCACCUCCAGGCCGGCACCGUCCACAACCGCCUCUCCUCCUCCACCGUCCUCGUCUGCGGCGACGGCGCCCGCCUCCGCGCCAAGAUCGCCCAUUUCGGCGCCGCCGACCUCGCCGGCGAGCUCCCCCCGUCCGACUCCGACACCCAAUCCCACCCCACCAGCGCCAGGCACCGCCGCACGGGGAGCCGGCGGAUCGAGGGCACGCGCGGGUACAUGGCGCCGGAGAUCAUCGCGGGGGGCGCGCCCUCACGGAGCUCCGACGUGUUCGCGCUCGGCGUGCUGCUGCUGGAGCUGCUGUCCGGGGAAGAACCCGUGCGAUACGAGCACAACAAGGCGACUGGCGAGUACGAGCGGACGUCGCUGAUCGAGACCGCCGGUGCCGCGGCGGGCGGCGGGGAGGCGAUGCGGCGGUGGGUGGACCGGAGGCUGAAAGAUUCAUUCCCCGUCGACGCGGCCGAGACGCUCACGGCGGUGGCGCUGCGGUGCGUCGCCAAGGACCCCGCGGCCCGGCCGGAGAUGCCCUGGGUCGCCGCCAAGGUCUCCAAGCUCUUCCUCGAGGCGCAGGACUGGGCCGACAAGUUCCGCGUCCCCACCGACAUCUCCGUCUCAUUCGCUCCCAGGUGAACUCGCCUAGCUCGAGCGCCAUCGCCGAUUGCUCAAUUGCUCGCCGGAGACGUGAAUUCACGUAGCUGCCAUCGCCAAUUGUUCGCUGGAGCUUUUUCGACCGUAUAGUUGAUGAAUGCUGAUUGUUGCUGACUGCUGAGUAAUUGAAUCAGAAUUGCUGAUAGGUAGGUGAUUGUUCUUCCCAUGGCUAACAAUAGAUGAGUGGUACUGCUGCUACAGUACUACUAAUGUGAACAUGUACAUAGUAAAUCAGCCAAGGUCUUGUCAUUUUGUUCUUGGUUCUUACUGCUGAUGUGCACAGGAGUGGUAUGUUAUGUAAUAUAAUACACACAGAUGAGAACA
This is a messenger RNA of Lolium perenne, 1637 nucleotides long. Its product is annotated as protein LYK5-like. Gene Ontology annotation, biological process: protein phosphorylation. Gene Ontology annotation, molecular function: protein kinase activity; ATP binding. Lineage: Eukaryota; Viridiplantae; Streptophyta; Magnoliopsida; Poales; Poaceae. The record is from RefSeq and is a predicted model, not a curated record.